AUGGGAAAUAAAUGUGAUUAUCUGCCUUCAACAUUUUGGUCUGAAAAUGCUGAAAUUAUUUGCCCUGAGGAUUUAUAUAUGGAGAACCCUGAAUAUGGACUGAGAGACAUUGCAUUAAAAGUUGUCAGUUUUCUUAGACAGAACAAACAAGUGCUGAUUGAUGAUGAGUUGCGUUCCAGAUUAAUGAGGAAAAGUCUUCUAGAGACUCUAAAGAAAAAGGUUCCAUCGUGCAGAGUUAAGCUGGUACAGCUAAUUCCCAAGUAUGGCCUGUUGCAAGUUUUGUGGUCACUUCAGUGGGCACAAGCUGCAGGAAUGGUGAAGGCAACCUCUAAAGAUGAAGAGCACUUGAAACUCUGGUUCGAUUCAUCAUUGCACAAGAUUGACUACACUACAGGUUUUGUGGACGAACCUGAUGAGAAGGAGGGUUAUGUUAUUGAAACACUUUUUAUACCUUUACAAGUGAAGAGCCAUUUCAGAAUGGCUAUCCCAGCCCUCUUUUUUCAAUGGGAAUGUGCCAUGAAUGAGAUCGAGGAACUAAAUUCACAAGUGACAACAUUAUGCAGUCUUUGGUCAGCACAAAAUCCUCAUGGAUGUAUCCUGUUCAUCUGUGAUGGAAGGAACAUAGCUAAAGGAAUUAUACCAGUGGCUGAAGAAACAAACAAUGUUGUGAGAAUAUUGAAGCAACUUUCAGUAAAAAUCAAUCACACAGUUUAUGCCUUACAGCUACAUGCUGCCUCAAGUACUAGACAUUUCUGUAUACCUCCACAACCAGGGAUCCUUGCAUUUCUGCAGUUACGCCACCUUUUAAAUUUACACUCAAAGAGCACCUGCUAUGUAUUUGAUGAUAUUACCCAUAUGAAAAUGGCAGAGGCAGCAGGAAUGAGGCAUGCAAAGAUAACAGCCGUGUUGAAGUCACCUGGUAUGGUGCUGAAGGGCUGUGGUUCAAAUCCAUCUGUGCCUGCCAUGUUAAAGAGCAUGGUAGUGGAGAAACCCGGGUCAGGAUGCAAGAACUUAUCACAGACUCCAACUGUACCAACCUUUGAUUGUCACCUUGAUAUCAAAGAUGGACAUGCAUCCCACAGAUUUGAGAAUGGACUAGAAGAACACGUGUUUGUGAAGGAUAUGCAAAGCUUCCACCGCUAUCAAGAAAAAUAUGCACAGCAUAUAACACCAAUAGAGCAUUCAGAAAACAAGUUCAUUAGCAUGGAACCCUUGCAACAGUGUGAAAGCACAAAGACAGAGAAAGUACCUGCUCAUGUUACUAGAUCCUCAAGUGAGGACAGCACAGAUGUUGACAUUCCACACUGGAUGAGGAGAAAGAAGCCAAGAUUGCCAUCCGAUUCUGAGAGCGUUACCGUGUGUCCACAGAAAACUGUAAGCAAAAACUUGGCCAAAAGUAGCAGGUCCUACCAGACAGUCUAUAUCAUGUCAGAGAAGGAAGUUUUAGAGAUGGCUCAACAAGUUUUACAAGAGGUAGGCACAGACAUAAUCACUGCAGAAGCUCAACAAACAGAACACAAGCCUUGCUGA
This is a messenger RNA of Candidula unifasciata, 1530 nucleotides long. The record is from the annotation of a GenBank genome assembly. Lineage: Eukaryota; Metazoa; Mollusca; Gastropoda; Stylommatophora; Geomitridae.